AUGUUGCCCUGGGGCCAAGCCCUUGCCCCCCCGCUCCUUCGCCCCAUAACGGUGCAGCGCCCCAACAAUCCCGACAACAUCGAGUCCGAUCAUAGGGGCAACAGCUUGGCGUCUGAGACGAACGAGAUCGGCGACGCCAGGCUUCAGAUCGCCAAAGCGAUCACCAAGGUCAGGACGGACAUCGGGGAGCUGAGAGCGCGCCAGGCGGAGCUCAUCUCCGUGCUGCAGCAGCAUGGGUCCGCAAGUGACCACUACGCCGCCAGUGUCGAGCUCGAGACUGUCAUCAAACCCAGGAUUAGUCAACGUGAGGCGUACGUUGUUCGAAUGGAACAGAUCCUGGAUUGGACCUACCAGGUCGAGCAUGAGCGAAACCUCUCGGGCUCCGGGCCGACUCACCUGUCUGCUGCUCUCAUUCGAGAGCGCCUCCGUUUGCUGUAA
This is a messenger RNA of Trichosporon asahii var. asahii CBS 2479, 438 nucleotides long. RefSeq lists its product as uncharacterized. The coding region runs from base 1 to 438 and encodes 145 amino acids. Lineage: Eukaryota; Fungi; Basidiomycota; Tremellomycetes; Trichosporonales; Trichosporonaceae. The record is from RefSeq and is a predicted model, not a curated record. The transcript has a single exon.